Salpingoeca rosetta is the source of this 7756-nucleotide messenger RNA. Its product is annotated as CBP-A protein. Gene Ontology annotation, biological process: positive regulation of transcription by RNA polymerase II. The transcript is spliced from 20 exons. The record is from RefSeq and is a predicted model, not a curated record. Lineage: Eukaryota; Choanoflagellata; Craspedida; Salpingoecidae. Gene Ontology annotation, cellular component: histone acetyltransferase complex; transcription regulator complex. The coding region runs from base 392 to 6952 and encodes 2186 amino acids. Gene Ontology annotation, molecular function: transcription coactivator activity; protein binding; chromatin DNA binding.
CAUCGACAGAAUUUCUACAACCGCCACAAGGCACAAGCAAAAAGACACACACAACAACACACACCAACAACGAGAGGAAACAAGGAGGAAAAAGGCCGCAACCAGAUAGCCAACAUCUACCCCAACAACACCAAAGAAUCCACCCACACCCCAACACUCCGCGCCGUACAACAACAGAGAGACAGGUCCCACACACCACCACCGCUUGUGCGCACGCGUGUGUUCGUGCGUGCGUGAGCUUGUGUGCUGUCGCUUUUCGUCGGUGAUGUGCAGCAGUAGUAGCAGCAACAGCCGCCGCUUUCUUCGACCUGCGAGCAACAUCGUCACCGAGUACCCUGCCAUCGCCAGUGGGCCUUUGGCGGCAACAGCCUUGCAGCCCCUGUUCUAAAGCAUGAAUCCUUCAACCCAAGGCGGUGCUGCGGGGGACGAUGGUGAGCAGGUUGCAAAGCGGCCGAAGCUUGGCUCGGACACAGCAGCGCCGCUCUCACAGUCAGCAACACCGGGCCUCUCGCCAGCAACAAACGUCAACGGAAACACCCCCGUUGGCGUUGUGCUCACCUCAACCACCACCACCAACAACAACAAUGGCAUGAGUACAGCUGCACCACCCCAGGUUGCGUCAUCGUCGUCGUCGUCCGUCGCCAGUGACCAACAGCAGCCGCUGCUGACGCCCACAUCGUUACCAGCCUCCACCAGUGUUGGCACAGCCAAUGGCAGCACAUCCACCUCUACAGCCACCACCACUGCACCCGCCACGACGGCAUCAAGUGCAGCGGCCGGCACGACAACGAGCGACACCUCCGUCUCGCCGCCGUCACAGCCACGCACGCCAGCCUUGCAGGCAGCGACCGCAACGUCACAGGCACAACCCUCCUCAUCAACAACAGGCGCAGCCAUGCCAUCAUCAUCAACGACCCCAACAACAUCCACCACUUCCACGCCGCUGCAGGCGAUGGCGUCUUCGGCACCGCUCAUACAACUGCCGAGCGCAUCUGCUGCUUCGCAGCCGCCAGCAUCGUCGUCAUCAGCAGCUGCACCAACAUCGUCGCAGUCCAGUUUCUACAGCACGGCAGCACCCGCCUCAAGCGCACCACCUCCAACAACAACAGCAACAACAACAGCAACAACAACAACAACAGUACCAGCGUCGACACCUUAUGGUUCGUCGGGCUCCGCAAUGGGCAAUGGCCCCGUGUCAACCACUGCACCGCCGCACACAUCGCUGGCGUAUGCAACCACAGCCCCAGUAAGCGCCGGUGCGCCGCUAACGACAACAACGACGACAACGACAACAACAGGACCCGCGCCGACACCGUAUGCAUCCACAGCCCCACCCACCACCACCACCACCGCCAUGACUGCGGCUGCAACCGUGCCCGUCAUUUCCCACUCUGGUGCACCCCCGUACCAACAGCAGCAAUACCAACAACAGCAGCCGCAACAGCAGGGGUAUGUGUCGUCUGCGCCCGUAAGCACGGGUGCGUACGCGUCCACAGCGACGACGACAACGACGGUGGCGACGCAGCCGAUGAUCACAUCCACGAGCGCGCCCGCUACCACUCCGUAUUCGUCGUCAGGCGUGGUGUACAGCCAGGGUGGGCCCACAGCGCCAGCGGUCACAACUGGUGUUCCAUCCUACUCAUCAGCACCAUCGUCAUCAUCAUCAUCAUCGUGGCCGCAGUCGUCAUCAUCAUCAUCAUGGCCACAGUCGUCCACGGCCCCGGUGUCGUAUGCGCAGGCGCCGUCGCCUUACCACCAACAGCAGCAACACCAACAGCAGCAGCAGCAGCAGCAGCAGCCACGGUCGUAUGCAACGACAACCAGUGUUGCCAGCAGCACAUCGCAACAGGCCCCAAUGAUAAGCACCAUGGGCAGCGUGCCGGUUCCAUCGUCGUCAUCGUCAUCGUCGGUAUCAACAACAGCGCCAAGGUUGCAGCCGUUGGCGAUGCCAAGCAUGGCCGCAUCAAGCGCUGCUUCAACUGCCCCUGUAUCGUCGACCGCCACCUCGUCCGCAUACCGGUCGUCCAUACCCACCUCCUCGCCAUACAUGCAGCAGCAGCAGCAGGGGGUGCAAUCGACAACCGCGACAUCAACGACAGCAAUGGGGUCGUCGUCGUCCACACCGUCGACGUCGCUGCAGUCGUCGGCGUACAUGCAGCCGGCACCGUCACCCCAGGCCAAUGCGAUGCUGUCCCCAACAGGCGUCCUCUCUCCAUCAUCGUCCUUUCCGUUUUCAUACAACCAGGGCCAACAGCAGCCAUAUGCGCAGGGGCAGCCUUUGCCGGGCUCGUCUCCGUCAAUGUCGACCUCUUCCGCUCAGAUGCGAAUGCCCCCACCGCCACCGCCGCCACAACCGCAGUCGUUGCCCAACGGUCAUGGUGGGGCUUCCCCGUACAUGCCGUCGACAACAGCAGCGACAGCGCCUGGGGGUGCCCCGUCCGCUGAUGCGCAGGCCCGCGCCUCUGCCGCACAGAAAAUCCCCGUGAUUCAUCGGCAGCUGACGCUGCUUCUUCAUGCAUACCGAUGUCGCAACCCAAACUGCCAAGUCAAGUUUUGCGGCGACAUGAAGCGCGUGCUGAAGCACAUGGCUUCCUGUCAGAAGAACAAGUCGUGCCCUUAUCCACAUUGCGGAUCAUCGAAGCAGCUGCUUGCGCACUACAGCUCAUGCUCAAACCCAAAGUGCCCCUACUGCCGACCAAUCAGAGAUGUGCACGCCAAGAAGCUGGCGGCGAUGCGCGCUGCUGCCAAGAACCAGAAGAUGGGCGGUCAAGGCUUCCCGCAGCGCCAGCAGCCGUCCUCACAGCCGCAGCCAUUGCAGGGGCCAGGACCUGUCCCCAAGUCUGAGCCGCUCGCCCACCCGCAACAGGGCGCCAACCUCAACGCCAGCAGUGCGGAUGCCAAGCCCGCUGUGAGCGCAGCGGCAAGCGCGCGACCACCGUCAUCCUCAUCAUCGUCCAUGCCACCGCCACCUCCCGCACCCAACACGAGCAGUAGCAGCAGAGGAGGUGGUGGCAAUGGAGGAAGUGGGGGCGCUGCGCAGGACUGGCGGGCGGCAUUGAAAGACGUCAAGUCCCUCAGGAUCAAGCUCAGGGAGAAGGUCAUUGCUGCACUCAGCAAGUGUGUGAGUCCCGAGGAGAAGGCGGGCACACAGGACCGCAUCAAGAGCCUGGGCGCCAAGAUUGAGGACCAGGCCUUCCACAAGUCGCAGACGCAGAAGGAGUACUUUGAGAUGCUUGCACAGCGCAUCUACCAACUGCAGAAGGCACAGGCAAGCCGCACGCCGACGGGGAGUGCACACAAGCUCGUGCCAAAGCCAAAGAAGUGGGACCGGGAAGAGCUGCUGCACCACUUUUGGCCGCUGCACGAGAAAAUUCGCAGCCACGAGGACAGCCACCCAUUCCUCGAACCCGUGGACACGGUUGCGCUCAACUGCUCAGACUACUACGACAUUAUCAAGCAACCGAUGGACCUGGGCACCAUCGGCAAGAAGCUCAAGGCCGGCGACUACAAGGACCCUUGGGAGUACUGCGAUGAUAUGCGACUCAUGUUCAGAAACGCGUUCACCUACAAUGGCGAAAAGUCCAUUGUUGGCAAGAUGGCGAAAACGCUGUUUAACCUGUGGAACGCGGAGAUUGAGCCGAUCAUGAAACGCAUGGGGUUCUGCUGCGGGCAAGAACUUGUCUUCAACCCGCCCACGCUGUACUGCAAUGGCAAGAACCUGUGCACAAUCCCGCGCGAGAGCAAGUACAUGAGCUAUCGCACCUCCACGCUCAUUGUCAACUACUGCCCCAAGUGCUGGAAGAAGCUGCCUACGGGCCCUGUCAAGAUCACCGACGAGAAUGGACAAGAGGUGCCUGUGGAGCGCAGCCAGUUUGAGGAGAAGGUGAACAACGAGCUGGAGUAUGAGAAGUUGAUUGAGUGCCACGUGUGCAAGCGACGGCAGCACCAGAUUUGCGAGCUCUAUCACGAGCACUUCAAUCAGCCGUUUGUCUGUUCCCACUGUCGCGAGGCACUGCAGUACCCGCCACCACGCGUCCCACACACCGCAGAAAGCCUUCCGACAACGCACCUGUCCAAGUACCUUGAGGACCGUGUGCGCGGGGCGCUGCGCGACGACCCCGUGGCUAAGGAUGUGCUCGUGCGCGUUGUCUCUGUUCGCAGCAAGUCGUUUGAGGCGAAGGAGGGCAUCAGCCAGUACUACAAGCAGCGCGACAGUCCGUUCCCAGAGUCGUUUCCGUACAAAUCAAAGGCGCUCUUUGUCUUCCAGCGCAUCGACGGCGGCCGCGACCUCUGCUUCUUCGGCCUUCAUGUGCAGGAGUACGGGGAGGACUGCCCGGAGCCAAACAGGCGGCGCGUGUACAUCAGCUACCUCGACUCUGUGAACCUCUUUGAACCAAAGUCCUACCGCACCACGGUGUACCACGAGCUGCUCAUUGGCUACCUGUACUACGUGGCCAAGCUCGGCUUCCUGCAUGCCCACAUCUGGGCGUGCCCACCAAGCCCCGGCGACGACUACAUGUUCCACUGCCACCCGCCAAACCAGCGCGUGCCGACGUCGAAACGGCUGCAGGCGUGGUACCGGGACAUGCUGAUCAAGGCCAAGGAGCGCGGAGUGAUCCAGGACUGGUGCGACCUGCAGCAGUACGUGGACAGCGAGCGCCUGAGCGAAGCGCGCCAGCUGCCCUACUUUGACGGCGAUUUUUGGCCCAACCAGCUGGAGCAGAUUGUGCAGGAGAUCAACAAGGACGAGGAGGAAGAGGCAGCGGCAGGCGGCAAGGGCAAGAAGGGCUCCAAGCAGAGCAAGAGCAAGAAGGCAAAGGCAAAGGCAAAGGCAACCAAGAAGGUGAACAAGAAGGUGCGCGCCGGAAAGUGGGAUGAGGAGCUUGCUGAUCGCGCAUAUUUGGAUGUGCAGCGCCACAAGGACGUCUUCUUCGCCAUCAAACUCGUCGCAAACACAAAGAACCCGCCGCCAAUGCCACACGACCCCAACCCGGAGAUCAAGUGCGAGCUGAUGGACGGGCGCGACAGCUUCCUCACGCUGUGCCGCGAAAACCACUACGAGUUCAGCUCCAAGCGCCGGGCCAAGUUCUCGACGCUGAUGAUGCUGUACCACAUUGCGACUGCAGACAACUCUGAGGGCUAUGUGUGCGACCUGUGCAAGCACAGCAUCUCUGCCGUUGACUCGCGCUACCACUGCGUGGGUGGGUGCGAGGAUUACGAUUUGUGCAAGAGCUGCUACGAGUCGCAGGGCCACGAGCACAAGAUGGAGCAAGUGGGCGUCAUUGUGGACAACACAACCAGCACAACGCGUGCGUUCCAGCAGGCUGCCAGCUUGCUCACCCACGCGAACGUGUGCACAGACGCCAAUUGCCAGGUGAAGCAGUGCUCCAUCCUCAAGCGCUACCUGCAACACGCAAACACGUGCCGCCGCCACUACCGUGAGUGCAAGCACUGCCGCACCUACUGGACCAUUCUUCGCUACCACGCCAGCCACUGCCGUGAGGACCCGUGCCCGAUGCCCCAGUGCUCGCGCUACAAGGCCGCCGUUGCUGAGCAGCUCAAGCGCCGGCAGCGGGCUGCACGCGCCGCACAGGCCUCACAGAACCGCCGUUUUGCACAACAAGCCGGCAACUCGGACUUGUCGCGGCAGUCGAGUGCCGCUGCGCCCGCAAUGGCCUCGCGUCGCAGCUCCUCUGCUGCCUUUGCAGGCAACCCAGCGGCUGCGUCAUCAGCAUCGACAACACCAUCAUCAUCAUCAGCAGCAGCAGCAAGGAGUAACCCGCCUAGUAAAGUGGAACCGCUUGUGCGUGCAAAUGCGUCCAACGGGAUGUCGAUGGGGCCGGCAGCGUCGUCGUCGUCAUCAUCCACAGCAGGGCAGUCUGCAGCAACACAGCAGCCGCAGCGAAUACCAAGCAUGCCGCCUAUGCCUCUGUCAUCGUCGUCGUCCUCCUCCUCUGGCGGGCAGCAGCGGCAGGUUGACUCUGCGUUGAAGCAGCAGCAGCGCGAGUUCAUCCGCUGUGCGUUCCAGGCGCUGUCGCCGAAGGAGCAGUCAAACUACAUGCAAGUCACGCAGCACGUGGACAAGCUGCGACAGGCGAUGCACAUGCUGUACAAGCAAAUGGGCUCGCAAGGGGUGACGGCAGAGCUCUCGGACAAGUUUAAGCGCGUGGGGGACAAGCUGCGUGAGAUGGAUGAACAUCGACGCGGCCUGCUGCUGCGCGUGGACCUGAAGGUGUUGCCGGAACACGUGCGGCCAAUUGCUGCACGCAUGGCAGAACAGGACAGGCGAAAGCGCGCGCAACAGCAGCAGCAGCAGCAAGACACAGCUGCAGGGGGCUUGCAGGUGCCUCGUCCUUCGUUGUCAUCAGCGCCAUCGUCGUCGCUGGCGUCGAGUACAGCACCGCCUGUACCGCAGGCGAGCAGCAGUGGCAAAAUGCCACCACCACAGCAGCCGCAGCGUGCGCCUGGUGUUGGCGUGGGGGCCGUGCCACCGGGGUCAGCACCGUCUGCGCAGCAGCUACAGCGUGUCUUGCAACAACACCAACUGCAGACUGGGAAGACGCAGAACUUCGACCAACUGCGCAAGUUUGUGACGCAGGUGAUGCUGUCACCGCCACAGCAGCGUGCACAGAUGGUGCAGGCGCUACCGCCAGAGGAACGCUUGAGGGUGAUGCACAUUCUCAGACGCCUUGAGGCGCAGUCAAAGCAGGCGCAGCAGCAGCAGCCACAACCACCACCGCAGCAACAACACCAGCAGCAACACCAGCAGCGUCAAGUUAUGCCCCUGAUCCCGCCACAGCAACAGCAGCAACAAGGCCAACAGACAAAUGGCGGUCAGCGUGGAAUGUCUGCAGCCAACAUUGCACCACUCAUUUCUCCACGAGAUGCAUCACAGCAGCAGCAACGGCAACAGCAGCAGCAACGGCAACAGCAGCCACCACCACGACAAUAGCCAUACGCUGACGUGUGUGGGUUUGCUGGUUUCAUUGGUGACUUGCGCGUGCGCGUACUCAUUGUUUAUGCAGAGCAGGUGUGCUGUUCGCCACAAGCUGGUGUGAGCCGUAUUUCCGAGGCCGUUACGCACUAUUUUCUCCCUUCAUCGCUUCACAUCAGCUUUCUCCUCAUCCCCACGCCAACGCGUGUGGGUGUGUGUGGGUUCCUGCCCUCCCUCCCUCCCUUCUUUUUUCGCUCUGUUGCCCUGCAACACCCCAUGCCUCGAGUUAAGUAUGAUGGUGGUCUCUCCCACUCGCCGCUUUUGUCUGCUGGUUUUGUGCUUGUUAUCGUUGAUGAUGCAAAGGGCACUUGGCUUCCAUCGUGAAUGUGUGAGUGUUUGUAUUUUGCCAUGUCCCAGAAAGACACUCCUCGCUGUGUGUGUGUACGCUCUGUGUUAUGUACGUAUGUAUGUCUUUUUGCCACGCUUGCGCAAGGCCUUGUUGUGCAGCACGGCGCAUGUGUGCGUUGUUAUCCAUACCCUCUGUGCAUUGCGUGUGCGUCGUGUGUCUGUGAGCGCACAAUUCGUUUCGUUUCGUUGACCUUUUGCCCAGCUCACUUGCAGAUUGAUGGGUGGUUGUCACUUGGUGUACAUUUGACUGCUUGUGAGCAUCCUUGUGUGCGUGUAUGCUGACGCGUGUUAACUUUCCUACCUGUCGCGCUUUUCUUUGCUUUCUUUCGUAGCCUCGCUCGCACGUUCGCUGUGUUGUGUGUUGGUGGUGAGUCUUGGUUUCUCACCACACCUGAGUGAACAGUUUGUAAUGCA